UUGUCUUUCUCACACCAAACCCUUCUUCUCCUCUGUUUCUUUAAUCUCCUCUUCUUUGUGUUUCAUUUUAGUUUUCUUUCUCUCUAAGUCCCUAAUGACUAACCAUAAUGCCUUAAUCUCCGAUGCGAAAGCCAGCAUCGGUGUAGCGGUUAGAGUUUCAAACCAAUCUCUCUUUUCUCCCGGAGGUGGCCGUUACAUCAGCAUUCCCCGGAAGAAACUUGUUCAAAAGCUUGAGGCUGACCCUAGCCAAACCCGGAUCAACACUUGGAUCGAAGCUAUGAGGGCUUCUUCCCCUACCAAAACCCGACCGGGAAACAUAUCUUCCUUGCCAGAGUCUGAUGAGGAGGAUGAACACUCUUCUUGGAUGGCUCAACACCCUUCAGCUUUAAGGAUGUUUGAAGAAAUAGCUGAAGCUUCGAAAGGGAAACAAAUCGUCAUGUUUCUUGAUUACGACGGUACAUUAUCUCCCAUUGUUGAAGACCCGGAACGAGCUUACAUGACUGAUGAGAUGCGAGACGCGGUAAAAGGCGCGGCUAGAUACUUCCCAACCGCGAUUGUCACUGGAAGAUGCCGCGAUAAGGUUCGUAGAUUUGUUAAACUCCCUGGACUUUACUAUGCCGGUAGCCAUGGUAUGGACAUCAAAGGACCUUCCAAGAAAACAAAACAUAACAAGAACAACAAAGGUGUUCUAUUCCAAGCAGCCAAUGAGUUCUUGCCUAUGAUUGACCAGGUCUCAAAGUGUCUAGUCGAGAAAAUGAGAGAUGUACAAGGAGCAAGCGUCGAGAACAACAAGUUUUGUGUCUCGGUUCAUUACCGUUGCGUCGACCAAAAGAACUGGGGACUAGUAGCCGAACACGUAACCACAAUCUUGAGUGAGUAUCCGAAACUAAGGUUAACACAAGGAAGAAAAGUCUUAGAGAUUCGACCAACCGUGAAAUGGGACAAAGGCAAAGCUCUUGAGUUCUUGCUUGAAUCUUUAGGGUUUGCCAACUCUAAAGAUGUUUUGCCUAUCUAUAUUGGAGAUGAUCGUACCGACGAGGAUGCUUUUCAGGUAUUGAGAAAGAGAGGACAAGGCUUUGGUAUACUUGUGUCCAAAGUUCCUAAGGAAACGAGUGCUACAUAUUCUCUACAAGAACCUUCCGAGGUAGGAGAAUUUUUGAGACGGCUCGUGGAAUGGAAACAAAUGUCACUAAGAGGAAGAUAGCCAAUUUCAAGACUAUAGUUUAUUUUAAUUAAAUAAAUUAAUUACCUUUUGCAUGCAACAAAAAUUGUUGUAUGAUCGAUGUAUUUUUUUUUUGUUCCUUUUUUUAUAUAUAUAUUUUCAUGAA
This is a messenger RNA of Capsella rubella, 1328 nucleotides long. Its product is annotated as probable trehalose-phosphate phosphatase D. The transcript has 6 exons. The record is from RefSeq and is a predicted model, not a curated record. Bases 95 to 1204 code for a protein of 369 amino acids. Gene Ontology annotation, biological process: trehalose biosynthetic process. NCBI's taxonomy places the organism in Eukaryota, Viridiplantae, Streptophyta, Magnoliopsida, Brassicales, Brassicaceae. Gene Ontology annotation, molecular function: trehalose-phosphatase activity.